CUGCUUCAAUCAGACAAUCCAUACUUUUUCAUGGCUUCUUCUUCAUCUUUAUCUUCUGGUCCAAUGAAGCAUCAAGUUUUCUUGGGCUUUAGAGGUGAAGACACGCGUCUUAGUUUCACCGGUCAUAUACUCCAAGCUUUGAAAGCCACGGGAAUGAAUAUCUUCGAUGAAGAGAAACUGGAAGAAGGGGAGCAACUUUCACAAGCAAUCGCAGCCUCGAGUCUCUCCUUAAUCGUUCUAUCUAAUGAUUACGCUUCUUCGAAAUCAUGCUUGGCUGAACUCUCUGACAUCAUGGACCGCAAGGACACUCGAGGACACAUUGAACAGCAUGAAUCGAAAGGGCUAGAUCAAGUAAAUCGAUGGAAAGCUGCCUUCUCUGGAGUCGGUAAAUUAAAAGGAUGGCAUAUAGAAGGAGGGAAAUUUGACAGGGGGCUGACUUUAUUGAAGGAAUAAAGUUAGACAUGAGUAAAAUUGGUAACCUACAGUUUCGUCCUACUGUUUUUGAGAAGAUGCAUAAUCUUAGAUAUAUUAACUUCUAUUUUCCUCCGUUUAG
Hibiscus syriacus is the source of this 553-nucleotide messenger RNA. RefSeq names its product disease resistance protein RPV1-like. The record is from RefSeq and is a predicted model, not a curated record. Bases 31 to 453 code for a protein of 140 amino acids. NCBI's taxonomy places the organism in Eukaryota, Viridiplantae, Streptophyta, Magnoliopsida, Malvales, Malvaceae. Gene Ontology annotation, biological process: signal transduction. The transcript is spliced from 2 exons.